AUGCGCGUGUCGUCCGCAGCAAUCCUUGCGACGUCAUUCAUGUGGUGCACGGGCGCUGUCCAGCUCGCUGCGCGUGACAUGGACAUGCACAUGGGCACGGGCACGGAUGUGCCCGUGGAUAACCCACCGGCGGCUACGGCCGUCACUUCGGCCGUAGCUGCCUCCGUCUCGCCCGUGCCCCACGAGGGGGGCCACGAGCACGGGAUGCCCAUCCUGCAUACCAACCUCACCCCCGCAGAGCGGCUCUACUGGGAAAACUACAACACCACAACUUUCUUCACCACGAGCCGAGGCAACCGGGGUGCGCUCUGGACCCAUUGCGUCUCGCUCGUGGCUGCCACGACCGUGUUCUACCCGGUCUCUCUGAUGUUUCACAGCAUCCAGUCUCGCUGGUACCUGCCGGCCCUGAUCCUGUUCAACUGUAGCGUUGUCAUCGCGCGCUUCUCCCUCGCGGCCUUCGGGGCCUCGAUCCGCCGUGCUAAAAAGACUCACCCAGACACCCCGACAUACCCCGGCAGCGUCUACGGCCGUUUCUGCGACGUGCUGCUUUUAGCCGCGCUCGCGCAUCUUUUAGCCGCGGCCGUUCUGCGCUGGAAGCGCAGAUCCGCGGCUGCGGACCUCGACAGCUACCGUGCCUUCUACGACGACGAGGACCUCAACAACAGUGCGGGGAUCCCGCUCAACGACAUGUCCGCCGAGGCUAGCGAUGCGGCUACGUCUCCUUCUAGCGCGCCCAGCAAGAGGGGCGGAUCGCCCCCUCCCUUGUUUCGGGAUCUGCACGAAUUCCCCGGACUUGCAGCGCGCGCGCAGAGCGCACCUACGGUGCGCUCUGCGCUGCGCGGUGCCCUGCACGGCUUGCCUGCUGCGGUGUUCGGGAUGCUGAACUACCCGUUGCUCGUGGUGUCGGCGGCAACGUGCGUCGUAGGGCUCGCAGUAGGCAACCUGCUCGGGGAUCAUCUGCGCGUGUUCAACUUGCUAGCGCACUGGAUCAAGGGAGGCGUCUUUAUCAUCCUCGGCACUGUGUCGUUAGCCAGGUACUGCGGGUUUGGCGCCCAUCGUGGAUGGGCGUGGAACCGGGUGUUGGUGCUCAAGCGCGAACAGCAGCAACGCGGGCUCACCGCGUGGCAGCGGCUCUGCGACGGAGUGACCAUGGAGGGCAUUGAGAGCGGGCUCAUUUUCUUCUACGGGUCUACGAACGUGUUCCUCGAGCAUCUGUCCAAUCAGGACGGCAAGUGGCACGCCAAGGACCUGCAGCACGUGUCGAUCGCGUUCAUGUUCAUCGGAUGCGGGCUCUGCGGGCUCAUCACAGAGUUCAAAUUGCGGGACUGGCGCGUGCGUCACGUGCUGAAGGCGGGUAACGCUCCAGAGGAUGACGUCGUCGCGCGCGACUCGGACUUCGUCCGAGCCCGCGCGAGCGACGUGGCCACGGCGUCACCCGGAUACUCGCCCAAUCCUUUCCCCGCAGUUACGAUUUUCUGGACGGGCAUUCUGAUGUCGCAGCAUGCGCAGGCGUCGCAGACGUCGACAACGAUCCACAUGCAGUGGGGGUACCUGCUGUCGUACGGGUCCUUUUUCCGGCUGUUCACGUUUCUGCUGCUCAUGUUCGUGCCCAACUGUAACUCGCUUCCGUCGCGGCCGUUCACAGAGCUGGUCACGUCGUUUUGCCUGCUGUGCGGCGGGCUCAUUUUCAUGGAGUCCACGGACCAAGUCGUCGAAGCACUCGAGUACCGCGGGUUCACGAGCAUGUUCACCUUCAACCUCAGCGUCGGUGUCACCGCGCUGUUCAUGGCGUGGGAAAUGCUACUUUUCCUGUGGAGAGACCUGCUGCGGGGACGCAAAGAAAACAAAAUCGCUUAA
Molecule: messenger RNA, 1857 nt
Organism: Lachancea mirantina
Lineage: Eukaryota; Fungi; Ascomycota; Saccharomycetes; Saccharomycetales; Saccharomycetaceae
Source: the annotation of a GenBank genome assembly